AUGGAGAAGCAACUAGAGGAGCUGAAGCAGCAGCUAGAAAAGCAAUGUCUCAUCAACAAGGAGCUGCAGAGGCAAAACAAAGACCUGGAACAACGACUGCAAGAGAAAGAAACACUUUUGCAGGAUCUGCAGAGUCAAUAUCAUGAUCUGGAGUUUCCGUCCCAGAGCAGUAAUGAGAUUGACCCGGAGGUCAGGAAGAGCCGUGCGGCUGUCAUUGCCCCCGAACCAAUCCCUGAAACCCUGAAUAUUGCACGCACCAGGGUCAAGAAAACUGCCAGUGAGACAAAUCUGAUUGUAAAAGCCAUCCAGAAGAAUGACUUCCUGAGCCGCCUCGAUGAUGAGCAAACAGCCAUGAUGGUGGAUCUCUUAACUGUUUCUAACUUCAACCCGGGCGAAGACGUCAUUAAAGAGGGCUCUGAAGGAGACAGCAUGUACAUAGUGGCAGCUGGUGAGCUCCGUGUCACACAGACAGGUCGGGACCUCCGCACUCUAACCACUGGUGAUGUGUUUGGGGAGUUGGCCAUCCUGUACAAUUGCAAACGGACAGCAACAGUCAAAGCAAAGACAGCAGUGCGUCUGUGGAGCAUGGAGCGUCAGACGUACAGGACGAUCAUAACCAACAAGUCCAAGAAGAAACGUGAGCAGCUGAUGGGUUUCCUGAAGACGUCCCGUACUCUAAAGGACCUGAAUGAUGUCCAGUUGUCCAAAAUCAUUGACUCAAUGGAGGAGGUGAAGUACCAGGACAAAGAUGUUAUAGUCCGAGAAGGAGCAGAAGCAAACACAUUCUACAUCAUCCUCAAAGGAGAGGUCCUGGUGUCUAAGAACGUGAAUGGGCACCAGAAGCAGAUUCGUAGGAUGGGGAAAGGGGAGCAUUUCGGGGAGCAGGCCCUCAUACGUGAAGUCUUGAGAACUGCCACCUGCACUGCUGAUGGCCCUGUUACCUGCUUCUCCAUUGACAAGGAGGUAUUUGAAGAGACAAUUCCCAUAGAGCACCUGGAGCUGUUUGAUGACUCCAAAGUGCUGCAGGAGGCACAAGCUCCAGAGAAGUCGAGUCCCAGCUCCACUCUGAGGUUUAAGGAUCUGGUUCCUAUGUUGUAUCAGGAGGGCCGCUAUCAAGGAGAUCCUGUCACGCUUGGAGUGGGAGGGUUUGGCCGUGUUGAGCUGAUGACCACAGUGAAUCAUGGGGCAUAUUAUGCCAUGAAGCGAGUCGGCAAGAAGCACAUUGUUGCCAAGAGACAGGAAGAGCACAUGCUGUUUGAGAAGAAGAUCCUUAAAGUCAUCCAGUGUGACUUCAUCGUCAGGCUUCAUGCUGCUUUUAAAGACACACGAUACAUUUACAUGGUCAUGGAGUUCUGUGCUGGAGGAGAGAUCUGGACCAAACUCAAAGAAGUAGGGCGUUUUGACGAGCCCAUCGCUGUGUUCUGCACUGCCUGUGUGGUGGAGGCCUAUGCCUACCUCCACAAGAAGAACAUCAUGUACAGAGAUCUGAAGCCUGAGAACCUGAUGCUAGACGUAAAGGGCUAUGUCAAACUGGUGGACUUUGGUUUUGCCAAGGAGAUGGUGCGUGGUGAGAAAACCUACUCAUUUGUCGGUACUCCUGAGUACAUGGCCCCUGAGAUCAUCAAGAACCAGGGACAUGAUUUUGCAGUUGACUUUUGGUCCCUUGGCAUCCUGAUUUUUGAGCUACUGGUGGGAAGCCCUCCGUUUUCAAGUUCAGAGCCUCAGAAGAUUUAUGCCAAGAUUUUGGACGGGGUGCUCAAGUAUCCACCUUACUUGAGUGAGGCAGCCAAGUCCAUUAUCAGCAAACUGUGCAGACCUCGGCCAGGUCAGAGGUUAGGAAACACAAAAAAUGGAAUCAAAGAUGUCCGUAAUCACAGGUGGUUCAGCAGUAUGAACUGGCACAAGCUGCGUGUGGGUCAGCUCAACGCCCCCACAGUCCGACUCAUACGCAAGGGCCCCUGCUACAUCAACUUUGAUCGUUUCCCUCUUGAUCAGACUAAAGCAGAGGAGGAGUUCUCUGGUUGGGACCGUGACUUCUGAUAUUAAAGGAUCAAGGCCAAAAGAGUUUUCCACAUCACUCAAAUAUGGAACCAAAUCAGAAUAACCUCACUAAGCCAAAACAUGGUUAAGGCCAAAUGAUGGUAGUAGUAACGUCAUACUUCAAUAACCAUAACCCAUUUCAUACUAAUUUAAACAUUCAAUUAGAGUUGAACUGCAGGAAAUCACAACUUCCAAAAUAUUUAUUAAAGCUUCUCUGUUGCUAUAGAGAGACAACCAUCUAGGUGGCAAAGGGCCAAAAGCAAGUGGAGGUGUUAAGACAAGAUGUUAGGACGUUCUGUUUCCAAAUUCAGCGAAGGGAGAUUUGGUGCUUGAUGAAGAAGUGUUGAUAACAUCAUCCAUAUAACACUCCUCACUGAUUAGAAUAAAACACACAUCUGAGUGCUUGCUAGCUGAGAAAAAAAAAGGCUUGAGUCAUAUUGUACAAUCUGGACAAAAGGCUGGCUCAUAUCAAACCUGACAAUUACAUACUGUUGUCAGAUAUGUAUUUUUCUCCAAUGUUUAGUGUUCUUUUGGAUCUAUGUUGGUUUUAAAGAUGAACCAUGCUUAAGUGCUUAUAGCAAAGCUGUUAAAUGCUUUCAUUUUGUUAAAGUUGCUGUUUUUUUAUUAUAAACUGUCACUUUCUUGUGUUUUGUUUCUUUGUUUUCUCUUUUCUUGCCCACAUUUCGUGGGCAGAUUAGUUUCACGCACCUUGAUUGUAAUUCAUACAUCAUCAUAAGAUCAUAGAACAUCGUGAUGAACAUUUUUUACAUGACUCAAGUUUAGUAAAUAAAAGUGCUCUUAUACGCUUUA
Morone saxatilis (striped sea-bass) is the source of this 2850-nucleotide messenger RNA. RefSeq names its product protein kinase cGMP-dependent 3 (gene prkg3). Gene Ontology annotation, molecular function: ATP binding; cGMP-dependent protein kinase activity. The transcript is spliced from 21 exons. The record is from RefSeq and is a predicted model, not a curated record. The coding region runs from base 1 to 2040 and encodes 679 amino acids. Lineage: Eukaryota; Metazoa; Chordata; Actinopteri; Moronidae. Gene Ontology annotation, biological process: protein phosphorylation.